Messenger RNA from Hansenula ciferrii, 378 nucleotides. RefSeq lists its product as uncharacterized. The transcript has a single exon. The coding region runs from base 1 to 378 and encodes 125 amino acids. NCBI's taxonomy places the organism in Eukaryota, Fungi, Ascomycota, Saccharomycetes, Phaffomycetales, Wickerhamomycetaceae. The record is from RefSeq and is a predicted model, not a curated record.
AUGAAAUUCACAUCAGUCAUAGCUCCAGGAUUAUUGUUAUCAGUGAUAGCUGCUUCUCCAAUUUUUGCUCCAGCUGCUACUGAAAGCUCAAUUGACUCUAAUGGAACCACAUUCCAAUCGGAUAACUCAACUGAUGUUUCCCUACAAGGAGAGAAAUUUUGUUUCAAGAAAAAACAAAAGGAUAUAUGUCACGGUGGAACCUUUAAGAAGUGUGUUAAAUACUAUAGAGGCAUGCCACCUGAUGGUGAGAGAAUAGGUCCUAAUACUUGUGGUUUCUGGUGUACCACAAUGAAGAAGACUGAGGAUUGUGGGUUUAAUAAGCUUAAAUAUAAUUACCAUCCAGAUUUUGCUUGUGCUGAUGCAGACUUCAGUUGCUGA